Messenger RNA from Leucoraja erinaceus (little skate), 3723 nucleotides. RefSeq names its product inositol-trisphosphate 3-kinase Ca (gene itpkca). The record is from RefSeq and is a predicted model, not a curated record. Gene Ontology annotation, biological process: inositol phosphate biosynthetic process. NCBI's taxonomy places the organism in Eukaryota, Metazoa, Chordata, Chondrichthyes, Rajiformes, Rajidae. Gene Ontology annotation, molecular function: inositol tetrakisphosphate kinase activity; inositol-1,4,5-trisphosphate 3-kinase activity. Gene Ontology annotation, cellular component: nucleus; cytoplasm. The transcript is spliced from 7 exons. Bases 161 to 1498 code for a protein of 445 amino acids.
GACCGCGAGCAAUUUCGAAAUGGGCGGUGUUGGCGGCAGCAGAAGUAGUGGCGGCGGCUGCAGCAGCAGCAACACCGCCGCCGCUCGCAGACGGUUGUCCGCCUGAGCAGCGUCGCGCCUCGACUCCCCCUCGGUGGGUGAUGCCGGCAGCGGGAGUUUAAUGAAAAGCCCGGAGUGCGCCGCGGCGGAGCUGGAGCUGGAGACGGAGCCCGGCCACGGCCACGGCCACGACCACGGCCUGCGGGAGAUGACGGGCAACCUGCGGCUGAGGGGGCCGAGUCCGCCCUGUCCGUGCCCGGCCCCGGCCCCCUCCGCCUACAGGCCCAUCCCCCGGCUCAUCGUCACCCAGGACGAGUCGCUGGCCAGGCCCGGAGCGGCGGGGGCCGACGACGAGCAGCCCGACGAGGAGUCACCGUCGUCGGACAGCGGCUGCGGAGGCUCCCCCGCUCCCUCGCUGCUGCUCCGCAAACUGUCCGGGUCGUCGCUCUCCUCCGCCGGGCACUCGUCGUCCUUCGAAGAGUCCGAGGACGAUUUCAGCCCCUGCAGCGACGCCGAGAGCCAGCCGCCGCAGUACCUCAGCCUGGAGGACGGCCUGGGGAACAAGUCGUGGAAGAAGCUGAAAACCAUGGUGCACUGGUCCCCGUUCGUUGUCACCUUCAAGAAGCGUUAUCCGUGGGUGCAGUUGGCGGGACAUGCAGGCAACUUUAAAGCUGGGGAUUAUGGAAAGAUCCUGAAGAAGUAUUGCGAGUGUGAGCAUCAGUGUCUGGAGUCCCUGAUGAAGGACCCUCUGCUGCGUCCUUACGUACCGGGCUAUUACGGUGUGGUGGGCAAGGAUGGAGACAGCUACAACCAGAUGGACGACUUGCUGUCGGAGUUUGACUCCCCCUCGAUCAUGGACUGCAAGAUGGGAGUGAGGACCUACCUAGAGGAGGAGUUAACCAAAGCUCGAGAGAAACCCAAACUGCGUAAAGAUAUGUACGAGAAGAUGAUAGCGGUGGAUCCAAAUGCACCCACCCAAGAGGAACACGAACAAAAGGCCAUUUUGAAGCCACGUUACAUGCAAUGGCGGGAGACCCUUAGCUCGACUGCAACACUAGGAUUCAGGAUCGAAGGCAUCAGGAAGGCUGAUGGGUCCUGCAACACAAACUUUAAGAAAACCAAACUCAAGGAACAGGUUAUGGUGGCACUGGAAGAUUUUGUGGACUGCAAUAAAAACAUCUUGAGAAAGUAUUUGGCACGGUUGAAAGAAUUGGUGAUAGCAUUGGAGGGCUCGGAGUUUUUCAAGACCCAUGAGGUGGUGGGCAGUUCCCUUCUCUUUGUCCACGACGACUCGGAGAUGGCCAAAGUUUGGAUGAUCGACUUUGGAAAGACGGUGAUGUUGCCUGCCCCAGAGACACUGAACCACAGGGAGGCCUGGAAGGAGGGCAACCGGGAGGACGGCUACCUGUGGGGGCUUGAUAACCUCAUCGGUAUCAUCAGCAAGAUGGUGGAGGAGUGACUCGCUGCAGCAGUCCUCGGCUGUAUUGGUCACAGCUGGCCGUUUCCAUGUCGCACACCCUCCUCAUGGGGAAGUGCCUCUUGCCUGGCAGCGUUUUUCCCCCUCACCCCCUCUCCCUUUCCUCCUGCAGGAGCGAAGCUCUCUGCACGAGAGAACCACCACAGCUGGGGGGAGAGGGGAGGGGUGGUGUGCGUAGGAAUUGGGGGAAGGUGCGGAUGUGAACCUGGGUGAUGAAAGCUGCAGCCAUCUUUUGAAGGCGUCACUCCUGAGCACUGUGGCCCAGACUCCUGAACUCUGCAGUAAAGCCAGAGGAAGGCCUGGGAUUUGAACUCUAAGCUGCAGUGGCGGUGGCAAACGCUAACCGGACACUUUAGGGCUCUCGUCAACUGGCUGAGUCGGUGAACUUUCUUUUGGCAAACGAAACACUGGAGGGAGGCAGAGCUAUCUCUGAUUCAUUCCUCGGUUUGUAUCAUAUAUAUAUUUUUUUAUAGCCGCAAAACAGUACUGCAGAACAGUUUACUGAGGCCAAUCGCAUUUGUAUGCAUUUGAAACAUUGUCCCGAUCUUGCUUCAUUUGCCCUGUCUGCGAUAUGCUCUGACCCGAUAGAAUCUAAUCCCCUCUCACUUCCACUUUCCCCUUCCCCACCCCCGAUGGGGCUGAACUCGCCACUGCAUCGAACACUGACGACAAACUGGCGAGAGAUGCCUGCUGUGGGUGUUGAGACCCAAGGGCAGAGUAGUUGAGGGUCAAAUGCACUAGAAGCUACGUGGAAUCAUCCAAGGCUAGUACUCUUGGACUUCACAGUGUAACAUUUUAUAGUACUGUGUAAUAAAUCUGUAACAACGGGUUUAGCCUCUUCAAAAACAUUUAUUAAACAAAAGCUAAUCUUUAAACCUAAGUUGAAUAUUAACCAUUGAGUAGAGAGUGACUUCCAGUUUGUCACGGUGAGGGACUGCAUGUACUGUUCCAUCACAAUCUUAUUCUGCAGCUAGAGAUGGCUCAGUUACAGCAUCUCUCUGAAUUUAUCAGCAUCGGUGGGGGUUGGGAGGUUUUGGACAAGACGUGGUAUGCUGGCCCUCAUUUUGGGGCAGUGUAUGGGGCUUACUAAUGACUGGAAUUUCCCCCAAACAAGAGACUGCAGUCUCAGAGAUUUGCAGACGCAGCCUUGGAGAAGGUGCGUCCUCAAGCCUGGAUAACCUUCAACAUGGUGUUGAACCAGAGAAGUUUAACCUUUACCAUAAAGUUGCUCUCGAUUUCCCCCACCUCCAGGUUCCUCCUUCACAGGCUAGUUGCUUGUAGUUUGAGUGAGUUCUGUAGCUAGAGAUUGCAGUCUGGGUUAGAGGAGGUGUGGUGUGAGCAUUUCCCAUUUUUAGUUAAGUCUUCCCUCCACCACCUCCAGUUUAAAUUCCAUUUGGAAUAUUUUGGAGGACCAAGAAUCCCUUUAUGGUAAUUUUUAAACCUUAAAUUCUCUCGAUUAUUUGGCAUUCUCUGAGAAAUAAUACGUUAUUUUUUAAGUAAUUUUAAUUUGAAGUAAAUUUUAAGUGUAGAGUGAAGAUAUGUCCUCCCACCCUCUGUGCUGUUGGUUCUGAAACUGAACCUUGACCACAUUAAGAGCAGCGCUUCACUGAAACAUUGUAUCUGCGUGCAGACGAUAAAGUCGUUUGGCAAAUCAAUGGAUAUUUUUUUCCAGAUUGAGCAAUAUCUGAGAGUUUUCCCCAUUCGGAGUUCUGCUCUUUGACACAUGCGAUGUGGGCACAGAUUAGCUACUGUGUCUUCCUUGCAGUGCAAAGAAUGAUCAAGACUCUGUACCAUCAGUUGCUGCAAAGAGGCAAUAGUUACCUGAAUGUUAGGCAGACUGAUCCCACAGCAAUUCCAAGCUUCAUUUUAACAUUAAACUCAAUGGUGUCUAAUGCCCCUGUCCCACUUAGGAAACCUGAACGGAAACCUCUGGAGACCUUGCGCAAGGUUCCCGGAGGUUCUUGUCACUCUCCCUAAUGGUCGGGAGUGGUUUCCGUGUAGUCGAGCUUCUUCUAAGUUCCGGCGAUUAUUUAAAAAAAUUCGAAACCGGCCGCGACUAAAAAUAGGUUGUUAUUUUAAAAACCGGUAAUUUUUUUAGUCGAACCCGGUUUCAAUGCUAGUUGCAGGUGGUUGCCGGAGGUUGCCGGAGGUUGCAGGUGGUUGCUGGAGGUUGCAGGUGGUUGCCGGAGGUUGCAGGUAGUGGAAGG